This is a messenger RNA of Aureococcus anophagefferens, 3549 nucleotides long. RefSeq lists its product as hypothetical. The coding region runs from base 1 to 3549 and encodes 1182 amino acids. The transcript is spliced from 4 exons. The record is from RefSeq and is a predicted model, not a curated record. Lineage: Eukaryota; Pelagophyceae; Pelagomonadales; Pelagomonadaceae.
AUGGCCUGCUUCGCGGGCCCCCACUGCCCGACGCCCGCGCCGACGACGCCCGCGCCGUCCAUCGCGCCCGUCUUCCUCAACAACCAGUGCCUGGUGGACACGGAGGAGUGCUUCAUGAGCUGCGACGGCGCGUACCGGAGCUGCGACGUCCUCGAGCAGAAGUGCGAAUGCGACGAGGACCACCCGUGCUUCUGCGGCGACGGCAACUGCCACGCGGCGAGCUCCUGCCCGAGCUUCACGCUCCCGACCUUCGCGCCGGCCGUCGCGUCGCGGAAUUGCCAGGCGGACGCGCGGACGUGCUCGCUGCUCAGCGGCUGCGACGGCGAGCAUUCGACGUGCGACUACCUCGCCGGCGUCUGCGUCGGCGAGGACGGCUUCGACUGCUACUGCGGCGACGGCGACUACUACGACCUCAGCGCGUGCCCCUACGACACGCCGUGGCCGACGCCCGUGCCGGAGACGUGCGCCGAGGCGCCGGGCGAGACGUGCAUGCUCUACUGCGGGUCGGCGACGGAGGAGGACCACUACUCCUGCGAGGACUCGCGCUGCGUCUGCGACGCGGGCUAUCCGUGCUUCUGCGGCGAGGAUUUUGGUUGUUUCGCGGAGACGUGCGGCCGGACGUCGCCGCCGACGUCGUCCGUCGACUACAGCGCGCACAGCUCGGAGACGGCCGUGACCAUGGGCCACACGAACGUCGGCGGCAUGAUCCUGGCGGCCAUCGGCUGCCUGUCGCUGUGCUGCUGCUGCGGCACGUGCAGCCAGAUGUGCUUCCGGACGGUCCGCAAGUCGAUGACGAAGAAGAAGCAAAAAAAGGCCCAUCUGGGGUUCUGGCUGUCCUUCAACCUGGCGACCUUGUUGUGCGUGACCUGCGCCGCCAUGUACCCCUCGGAGCCCGAGGUCUGGUUCGGCGCGUCGGAGAUCUGGCUCGAGGACGUGUCCGUCUGGGACGCGCAGAUGACGGUCGCGGGCUACCUCGACGUCACGCUCAUCGACCACAACUUCCUCUGGAGCGUCUACUUCUCCGACGGUCUCGAGUUCUCCGUGGAGACCGUCGACGGCUACGAGCUCGGCAUCGUCGUCGUCGACCCCUUCAAGAUCGACCCGGGCGACGAGAAGAAGAUCCGCGUCGAGGUCAUCGCGAAGCACGAGUCGUCGUGGGACGGCGCGUCGUCGCUCUGGGACCUGGGCAUGUCGUGCUUCGACGACGCGGGCGAGAUCGACAUCGUCGUGCGGGGGAACAUCCACGCGGACAUCGGUUUUUAUUCGUACGACAACAUCGGCGACCUCGACAACAUGGUCGUGCCCGUCGGGUGCUUCUCCGACGACGACGGCGACGACGACUUCUACAUCGUCUACGAGCCCGAGGACACGCUGCUCGGGAACAUGAACGGCGGCGAGGUCGUCGCGCUCUUCGGGGCGCUGGCUUACGUGCUGCUCCUCGUCGUCUACUGCUACGUGAAGCGCGUCGUCAUGGUCGCGCGGGGCGCGGACGACGAGCCCGAGCUCGGCGGCGCGGACGGCUUCGCCGGCGGCCGCGGGUCGACGUUCGGGGCCGAAUCGCCCAUGGCGAAGGCGCGGGCGCGCGGCGCGCAGGACUACAACGUCGGCGAGGACGCGGGCUUCGACGCGCGCGGGAGCGUCGUCGGCGGCAGCAACCCCAUGGGCGCGAAUCGCGCGCGGGACAGCGAGUCCUACAACGUCAGCAAAGCCGCGGGCUACGGCAAGAGCGAGUCGACGGUCGCCGGCGCGAACCCGAUGGCGGGCGUGAAGAUGCGCGCCGAGGCCCAGCUCCAGGGCGGCGCGGGCGUCAGCGGCGCCGCGGGCUACGGCGAGCGCGACUCGAGCUUCGCGGGGAACAAUCCCAUGGCGGGCUACGAGAUGUCCGAAGCGCGGGGGUUCCAACGGAGCGACUCCGCGCUCGAGGGCGUCAACCCCAUGAGCGCGACGCACAGCAAGCAGAAGCACGCGUUCAAGAUGAGCCAGUCGAAGGACUACCCGCGGAAGAGCCGGGGCGGCGGCGACGACGACGACUUCGGGGGCUUCGACGACAUGCCUUGCUUUGAACGCGAGCCCGGCGGUACCCCUUCGAAGAUGAGCGUCCACCUCGAGAAGCUCAUGGGCCCGGUGACGCGGAGCGCCGAGGAGCUCGAGCGCCUGCGGCGCCUCGAGUUCGAGAUCCCGCCGCGCUACGCCGACGGGCGGCCGAACCGGCUGCUGCGCUGCGGCCCCGACUCGUGGCACUGGAUGCGCCGGGGCAGCGACGACGAGACCUUCCGCUACGUCCGGGUCUCCAGCGGCUGGCACCGGCCCGACGACCCGCGCGCGCAGCUCGACGCGGAGACGAGGAAGCACGCGCUCUGCGACUUCGCGCGCUUCGAGGGCGAGCGCUUCGUCGGCGGCAUCUGCCACGCGCUCGAGACCUUCCGGAGCGUGCGCGACCGCCUGUCGCUGCCGCCGAGCAGCGACUACCGCCUGUCGGAGACGGACGCGUGCUACCUCCUCCGCGCGUGCGCCGUCACCGCGCACGACUGCUGCGCGCGGACCGCGACGAAGGUCGUCGCCGACAUCGGCGGCGAGCUCUUCACGAUCGUCGAGCUGGCGCGGCCGACGAUCGCCGACGCGCUCUUCGAGACCGUGCGCGCGGCGCGGCGCCUCGCCGCGCGCCUCGAGCUGCCGCUCGACGACAUCCUGCUCGGCGCGAUCGUCGGCGCGGACCGCGUCGAGAGCCCGGGGAGGGCGCCCGCCGCGGAGCGGCCGAGCGCCUCGUCCCUCGCCUCCGCGGCGCCCGCGCCCGCGGCCGCGGCGCCGUCCGCGGCGUCCGCGGCGCCGCUAUCGGACCGCGCGCGGCCGCCGUCGGCCGUGCCGCCGCCGGACCCCUCGGCGCCGCCGUCGCCGGCGCCCCUCUUCCGCCUCGACGGCGACGGCACGGUCCACUCGGGCGAGGACGACGACCUCGGGCGCCUGCGGCCGACGACGCCGCAGCUCGCGCAGCGGCCGCCGCCGUCCGCGGGCCUCUCCGUGAGCCCCUUCCUCGCGCUCCGCGUGGACCCGGCGGUCCACGAGCGCUGCGCCGCCGCCGUCGAGAACCUGCUCUACUGCCUCCUCACGCUCGACGACGUGCUCCAGCUCGGCCCGCCGGAGACGCCGGCGGAGGCCAUCGAGAACACGGAGCGGCUGAGCCUCGGGCGCGACUACCAGCGCGCCAUGGCGGCCCAGCGCGCCGACGCCCAGGCGACGGCGCGGCCCCACACGCCCGUGCUCAGUACGAACCUUCGGGAGACCGCGGCGCUCUUCGACGCGGACGCGCGCGAGGCCUACGUGAACAAGGUCGAGACGGACUGGUGGCUCGAGGCGCGCGACGAGCAGUCGACGGCGAGCGGCAUGAACUCGACGCUGCCCGACGAGUCCAGCGUCGUGUCCAAGGAGACGCUCCGGGACCUCGUCCAGGCCGCGACGGGCGACGUCGUCGAGGCCGUCGCCGCCGCGCCCGCGCCCGCGGAGGACGCCGCCCCCGGCGCCGCCGCGGGGGGGCUCAUCCCGAUGCAGUAA